AUGUCGGGCUUGGAUCAGGCGGCCCAAAGGGUUUGUUGUUUUUUCUCAAUUAGCGAUUUUUUUAGUUAUUAAAACUUGAGAACAAAACGCUGAGCCGUGUUCUUUCAAAUCAUUAAAAAAGAAAAAAAAGUCUAUCUAGAUAUUUUAAAGAUUUGAAAGGCGUGAGAGCGACUUGAUGACAAAAACUAGGAGAAAAAAAAGAUGGCGGCUAUUAAUUAAUUCAGUUGAAUAGACUUUAAAACUAGAAGCGCAUAACUUACGCGCAAAGUCCAGUUUUUCUCUUAUUUUUUCAAAUAAUUCAAGAAAAUCGAUGAAAAGAUGCCUCAAAUUUUUCACAAAAAAAUAUAUUUACUCUUUGAAAACUGAUGAAAUAUUUACAGAGGGCUGCAAAUAUUCAUGAACUCGACACGAUUAUCCUGCUAACCUAUGUGUCCGUGAUGGUUCUCAUUGUGCUCACAGCUUGGCUUUUCAAGCAUUAUCGUAUGCGAUUUUUUUGCACGAAAGCGGCCUGACUCUUAUUUAUGGUACAGAUUUCCACCAAUAAAUUUUUUUAAUUUUUUUGAAUUAACCAGGGAUUUUCAUCGGCUUCGUUAUCCGCUACUUCGGCUUGGGUUUGCUACCGGCAACGACUUUUUGACGUUAUAGUCAAAAAAAUGAGACCAUCGUCGUGAAAGAACCGCCGGAUUAUCUCAGGUUUCGACGUUUCUGAUAAAGUUUUUCAAACUAAAAAAAGAUAUCCUCAAAAAUUUUUUUACUAACGAGAAAAAAAUUCAAAAAAAUUGUAACAUUUUUCAUUGUGAUUUUUCAGAUUGGAAAUAUGGCCGGACAAAAGAAUACCACGUCUCUUUUUCACUACGAGCUGAUCGAAGGUUUUUUUCGGCGACAAACACAAUAAAGCCGAGAAACAAAUCGAACAGAAGGUAAAUUUAUUUCUUGAAAACUGCAAACUACAGAUUUUAGACGGUUUUUCUCGCCAGAGGUGUUUUUUUAAUCUGAUUCUUCCUCCGAUUAUUUUUUUAACGCCGGUUAUUCUUUGAAAGUUUUUUUAAAUUGAAUGUUAAGAAACUCAAAGAUUUUGCUUCAGAAACGACAUUUUUUUCGGAACAUUGGGAGCAUUUUAGCAAUAGUUUUUCUUGGAACGACCAUAUCCUGCCUAGCAACUGGGUAAGUUUUCUCAAGACUAUGCAAAUAUUUUCGUUCAUAUUUUAUUGCGAAUUUUAGAUUUUUGAUGUUUAUAUUUACGAGCGUUUUUGGUAUGGCCUACAGUUUUCAAGAACUGCUCCUUUUUGGCGCAAUGAUUUCGGCAACCGAUCCUGGUGAUUUCUUGGAAUUUCGUUUGUUUUGAUAAAAAAAAUUGUUUUAGUCACCAUAAUAUCCGUUUUCAACGAAAUACAAGUGGAAUCAGAUCUAUUUGCUUUGGUUUUCGGAGAAAGUGCGAUGAACGAUGCAGUAGCCAUUGUACUUUCAAAGUGAGUUUCUAAAAAACUUUGCACAAAUUUAACCAUUUUUUCAGUGUCAUCGAAGAUUUUUCCGCUUCGAGUAAAGCCUUGACCCUUGGCGACUUGGGUUCGGCCUUCGCACAGUUUGGAAGCGUCUUUUUUGGUUUUUAACCCGAACUUUUUUCUUUUUUUUUCAACCUAUGGUUCAGGUUCUGUUUCGCUCGGCUUCACAAUAGGAUGCUUAAAUGCAUUUUUAACAAAGAUGACUCAAAUCUCCGAUCAUCCUUUGUUGGAGAGCACUCUUUUCGUCUUGAUCUCCUAUAUUUCUUUCUUACUUGGAGAAGUUGCCGGUUUCACAGGUAACUUCAAUUUCAUAUGAACUGGAGCUUUCGAAUUUUUCAGGAAUUGUAUCGGUGUUGUUCUGCGGUAUUGCUCAAGCUCACUACACGUUCAAUAAUCUCUCGAAAGAGUCGCAGGACGGAACGAAGUCGUUUUUCCAUGUAACUCAUUAAUUUUUGGCUUUUUUUUCUUGAAAGGGGUAAACUUCCGGGUGAAAUUCUAGGAUGAUAUCCAAAAAAAUUCUUUUUUCGCACUUUUGACUUUUCAGAUGAUAUCGUUCAUCUUGGAAAGCUUCAUUUUCUGCUACAUUGGUGUGAGCGUUUUUGUUGCGGACAACCAAAAAUGGAAUUUCGGUUUUCUCUUCUUUGCCCUGGUGAGCCUUUUACAAAUGAAUUUCCAAAUGGCUUGGAGUAAUUCUAGAUAUCGAUCGUGGCUGCUCGUGGCUUGUUUGUCUAUCCAUUAUGCUUUCUGCUUAAUUUGAAGAGGAGGCCUGUCAUUCCAAAGAGGUUUUUCUUUCGGCUUCGCAUCAAAUAAAAGACUUUCGUAUUGAAAUUUGUAGAAAAAAUGGGAAAAAAACGGAAAAUUUUGAAGAGAUAAAAAUUGCUGUUUAGGUACCAACAUAUGAUCAUGUUCUCGGGACUUCGUGGAGCCAUGGCCUUUGCACUUGCGGCGAGAAAUACUUCUACAGAAAAAAUAGACAGGUCUCUUCUUUGUUUUUUUUCUCGUUUUUAAAUGAAUUUAGCAUUGGAAACUUUGAUAAAAUAAAAAUUGAUAAUCUUUAGAGCAUUUAUGAUCUUGCAAAGAGUUGGCCCAGAUUUAAUCAAUUUUCCAUGGCUUCGCAAAAAUAAUCGGUCUUUUAGUAAAUGCCGAAAUUUCUACGUCAAACAUCAUAAGCAAAGAAAUCGUAGUUAAAGAAACUAAAUACCACAUGUCGUUUUUUUUAUCGCGAUAAAAUCUUGGUUCGCAAGCACGGUGGUGAUAAAUAAUUCCAAAAACUACAAGUUAUGAACAUAUUACAGGUCAUUUACGCUACAACUGCUGCUAUCGUCAUGAUAACGGUGUUCUUCAAUGGUGGCUUAACAUCCUGGAUGAUAGAUUACCUCAAGAUCAAGUAUGGAUUUUCUCAAAGCGAAUAUAAAAAUUUAAACGAUACUUUUUGCAGACAUGGUAAAGAUGCAGUUGACGAAAACCGGGACGGUGUGGAUAAUCAGUUGGCCGUGGUACUUUUUAACAUUUUACAAAUUUUUUGGCUCCCGGUUAAACUUUUGAUGAAAUUUGGAAGAAAUGCGCGUGAGGUCCUCGUGAUUACAGAGAAAACAUAUCUCGCAUUUGAUCUUGCUUUCGAAUUAUGAUUAGUCCUACCUUCCAAUAAAUGCAUUUUUUUAUUAUUAAUUAAAAAUUCGAGAGUUUCAAAAAGCUGAUUGUUCAAAAAACCUACUGCAAGAAUUAAGAGGUCCUCAAGUGCAUUUCAGCCAAGUUUCAUCAAAAUUUCGAACGAAGGGUAAAAAAAGUUUUCUUGUAAACUAUUUUUAAAAAUACCUCCUUUCAGGAAACUGACGAUGUUACACUGAUUACAAGUAGUUUUUGCACCACCUGGAUCGAAUCCAUGGGACAAGGCGUUUCUGCCGAGAAAGUGGUACCAUUUCGAUGCCAAGUAAGCGUAGUUUGUAUUUAUUGAUUAUAUCUUGUUUUUGUGUCAUCUGAUCUUCAAAAAAAUUUUUUUCUUAAAAAUUUUUUUCAUCAUAUUCAGAAAGUUUCGAAAACAAGAUUGAAAUUUUUUUAGAGUUUAUCUAAAAGAUUUUUUUGACUAAUAGCUAAUUUAAAUUGCUAUCGAAGCAUUUUCAAUUGAGAAUUUUUUUAGUUUCAUGAAGCCGCUGCUGACGCAUGCAGUUCCUUCUCUGGAACAAACUUUGCCCCCAUUUUGCCUACCCAUCGCCUCUAUACUGACGUCUUCCAAGCAAAAAAUGGUUUGUUUCAUUUCUAUAUUCUUCAAUCUGAAAACUUUCAAAAUCAGAAUUUUGCUCUUUUUAACUGUCAGAGAAUAAAUCGUAAUUUGAAUUCGAUAAACACAAAGUUAGAAAAAAGCCGAGAAUUCAGGGAGCGUCUCAACGACCGCAGGCGCCUCAAUAGUUGUUCUGUGA
Messenger RNA from Caenorhabditis auriculariae, 3919 nucleotides. Lineage: Eukaryota; Metazoa; Nematoda; Chromadorea; Rhabditida; Rhabditidae. The record is from the annotation of a GenBank genome assembly.